Messenger RNA from Misgurnus anguillicaudatus (oriental weatherfish), 4142 nucleotides. RefSeq names its product kelch repeat and BTB domain containing 13b (gene kbtbd13b). NCBI's taxonomy places the organism in Eukaryota, Metazoa, Chordata, Actinopteri, Cypriniformes, Cobitidae. The record is from RefSeq and is a predicted model, not a curated record. Gene Ontology annotation, molecular function: protein binding.
UGUCCAAUAAGAAGACACUACAAAUCUAAUUUCUUUCAAUAUAAUUAAUUUAAUUGGCCUUAAAAUGUAUUUUUUUCACAGUCAUGCCAUUGUUAAUAUCUGUUAAGCAUCUGUCACAAGCCAACGAUGCUAUCUAUAGGCAAUGCUAUAUUAGUUACAAAACUGGACUUGAGAACACCACGUGCCAGCUGGAGGGACGACAGUUUUGUUAACUGACACAGAAGAGAAAUGUCUGUGUAAAUGCUUAACCCAGUAAGUUUAAAAGCUUUUUAUACUUUUUUUGGUCUAGGUAAUCGCUCACCAUAUAAUGCUGGCAGAUUAAAAUGGAUUUUAAACAGUCAUGAGUAUUUAUAGCCAGAGGACGAGUUCAAAUUGACCUCAGCUACUAAACAUGGAUAUUGUCAAGGUACGAGUUGGAGACAGCGUCUUUACAGCGAACAAAUCUCUACUGCUAAGAGAUUGCGAGUAUUUCAGGGCACUUUACAGAUCAGGGAUGGUAGAGUGCCAUCAAGAAGAAAUUCACGUGAAGAACCUUCACGCUCGAGGGUUUUUAAUCAUGUUGGCGGUGGCCGGCGGCGAGAGACCUGCGCUGAGCGAUGAUGAGAUAUUGGAGGCCAUUGAAUGUGCUGCAUUCUUCCAGUCAGAACCUCUUGCCAAGCAUCUUCAGGAUCUUCUCAGCUCUGACAAUUGCUUACUAAUGUACCAAGCUUCAGCCACCUACGGCUUAUGGAGACUCCACGAGAUGUCAGCGCAGUUCAUUCGCAAUAUAUACAGUGACCUACAGGAGGAGUUGAGCGGCCUUCCUCAGGAACUGAUUGAAUAUGUGGACUCUCAGGUUCCUAGUGUUUUUGUGGCCGUGGGUUCACACUCUUCUUGUAGUGCCGAAGAGGUUCCUAUGGCUGCCACGAGGACAGUAUGUUACCUCGACGAAGAUGAUAAAGAUUGGAAGGUCCUCACGGCCUUGCCCAUGGAGGCCAGUACUUCUUUGGCUGGUGUGACUGUUUUGGACAACAAACUUUACAUUGUUGGAGGUGUGCACGGCUUUGACAAGAGGGCCGUCGAUGCUAGCUUUUGCUACGAUGUUGUUACUGACACCUGGGGAUUACUGCCAGGUCCCAGACAGCCACGAUACAACUUAACCCUAAUCGGGUUAGAAGAUUGCCUUUAUGCCAUUGGAGGAGAAUCAGAAAGAAGAACAAUUUCCUCAGUCGAAAAAUACGACGUCGUCACAAAGGAAUGGUCCUUCGUUUCACAUUUACCAAGGCCGGUGGCUGGGGUAGCAUGCGCUAAGUCUAUGAGCCGGAUUUUUGUUUGUCUGUGGAAGCCAAUGGAGACGAAUGAAAUCUACGAAUACAUCCCAAAGAAGGACACGUGGGUUCUGGUCACUAAAUUGCUAAAGCACCAGAGCUAUGUACACUAUAUGGUGGCACACAGGGACAACCUCUACGUGAUACGCAACACUCCAAAGGAUGACUUUCUACGAUGUUUGAUGGACUGCUACAACAUCACCACAGGUCAAUGGACGUCUAUGCCUGGUCACUAUGGCAACAGCAAAGGGGCACUGUUUACUUCAGUAGUCAGAGGAGACUCUGUGUUCACACUAAACCGUACCAUGACACUGGAGUACGCCAUUGACGGGAACACGUGGAAACCACGUAACCAGAUGAAGGGUUUUCCCAGGAAUGGAUCCGUGUGGACGUUUCUACUGAGGAUCCCAAAUGAAAUAAAAAAUGUGGAAUUAUGUCUUAAAUGACCAUAGCCACAGUAGCAAUGGAUUGUAUAUCAUAAUUUUAAUUCUUGAAAUAUUUAAUAUUAAAAAUAUUUAAUCGUGAAAUUUUACUAUGACUUUAUGUCACAAGUUAUCGAAAUAUCAAAUAAAAUGUAUAAAUUAGCUGUAAUUCAGAACGUUAUUUUUAAAGUGCUGUUAAAGGAAAACACCACUGUUUUUCAAUAUUUUAGUAUGUUUUUACUUCAACUUAGACAAAUUAAUACAUACCUAUCAUUUUUCAAUGCGUACACUUAAUCUUUGUACAGCACGUCGUGAAUGUGUUAGCAUUUAGCCUAGCCCCAUUCAUUCCUUGAGAUCCAAACAGGGAUGAAUUUAGAAGCCACCAAACACUUCCAUGUUUUCACUAUGUAAAGACUGUUACAUGAGUAGUUACACGAGUAAGUAUGGUGGCACAAAAUAAAACGUGGUGAUUUUUUAAGCUGAUAAAAAUGUGUACUAUAUUGUGUGGUUGAAGAGCACCUAGUUUUGAGGAAACUUCAACCUCGGGCGCAGUAAUAUUGAUGGAAGUUUGAGCGAGAGGGGGAAGUAUAUAUCAUUUCCAAAUCAAUGCAAAUACAGUACUCUAAACAAUUAUGAUUUUUGUUAUAAUCGUGCAGCCUAACAUAAGGUAUUUUAAUAUUAUUCAAUUAAAUGUUUUUAAAAACUACUAAAAGGGAACAAAUGUGUUUGUGUUUUCCCCUAUAUUUCUUUUUUUUAAUAGUGGGUCUUGAGAUUACCUGUUGGGUUGAAAAAGUUUAGAAACUCCUAAUAUACAAUACACAAGCAAUAUUUAUCAAGUAUGCAGAGGAAACAGAUGGAAAAAUAAAUAUCCUUCUUAAUUUUUAGUACUUAGAUCAUGCCAAAUUUUGCCAAAUAACAUAAGGUAAGCCUACCUUGAGUCAUAAAAGAACAAAUAUUUAAUGGACUUUCAUAUUUUUGUUUUACUUGUUUUGCAUCAAAUAGAUUUUUAUUCAUAGACCAUUCAUUAAUGCAUCUAUGAAAAAAUUACGAUUUGUAUCCUUUUUCUUUUAGUGGCCGUUCGUAUCAGGUCGCGCAUCUAGACGCGCGGCAAGCGCACUCAAAUAUAGACGCAUCUGAAACUAAACUCGUGUUCACAGGCGAACGCUUUGAAAAGCAGAAGAAAAUCACGCGUCUUGCGUUAACAUUUUUAAAGCCGGCAAAUUAUGCGAGUGCGGCUGGAUAAGUGCUGGCAGCCUAGGGACAGCAACCUUCAACCCAUACAACAACACCGGCCCUUGUGGCCAAAAAACAGACCGGCCCACCGGGAAAAUCUCCCGGUCCUCCCUAUGGCCAAUCCGGGCCUGGAUGAUGUUACUGUGUGCAGAGGUCGAAGUGCUGCAAACUAAGUGCUCUUCCAACAUACAAUAUAGUUUAUAUAUUUUUUCUCACGUUUUAUUUUGUGCCACCAUAAGGAAUGAAUGGGGCUAGGCUAAAUGCUAACACAUUCAUGAAGUGCUGUGGAAAGUGCACGCAUUGAAAAAAGAUAGGUAUAUUAAAUGGUCUAAGUUGAGGUAAGAACAUAAUAAAAUAUUGAAAAACGGUGGUGUUUUCCUUUAAACAAAUAUGCGUAUACAAUUUUAUAAGGUUUAAAUUUGCGAUAAAUUUCUGUAGCGCAUUUCAAAAUUUUGUAGCAUCAUAGCAAAGCAGUAUAUAGUAUUUGUGCAUAUAAUUUUGACAUUUUUAUAUUGAUUUCAUGGUAUAAUCUUUUAAAUACCAAAUACAUGGCAUAAAAUAUAUUUAGGGGUGGAGUGAGAAGAGUAUGAUUAUGUCAUAGCCAUGUCUAAAAGGGCAAAAUGGAAAUGUUUAUCACAUCUAUGUGACAGUUGAUCCCUGUGCCAUGUUUUCCGGCCUACAGAAGGUGAUAUUCUCAUCCAGUAAUCAUGUGAAGCUUUGUCAUACACAGGUCCAUAUAUUUUCAAACGAUUGAUGACAUUGACAAAACAUGUUGGUAAUGAAAGCUUCAAGACGCCUCCUGUAUGAAGAAGCUAACUGCAUGCAUUGCUCACGUUAAAUAGUCUUUAAAUGCUUUUUAUUACUGACUGUCUUGGCUUUCCAUGCCUUUAUUACACAUAACUUAAUGUAUGGAAAUCUAUGGUGUGAUUCAUUUGCAUAUGUGGAUUGCACCAACAUCUGGUGAACAUUUCAUGUCAAUAGCACCUUUAAAAAUAUAUUUACCAAAAAAAAGGUGACAUGUUCCAUACUUAUCUUACCCGCUAUAAAUUAUAACAGUUUUGUCAUGCUCAGAUAUUAUACGAAAAGCUGAAUAUUUUUGUAAAAUUGAACAGAAUAUCACCAUAAACAUUGUGGUUUAUCUGGCAAAAGCGUUCAGAUUCAACUUUGACUGCUUAAUAAU